UGCAAGCAGGAGAAGCAAACACAAAAGGUAUUGAGGAUGAGCAACAAAAGUGCGUCGACAGUGGAAGGGUUACUGGACUAUUCUCUCAGUUCCAGAGUAGCAUUCUCGUUCCUGGCGGGUGUGCUGUUUCUUUUCUCCUUCAUUGGUAACUCGUCAGUCAUUCACAUUGUUAGGAAAAGCCAAAACAUGAAGUCUACCACUUAUCUGCUGAUACUCAACAUGGCGUGCGGAGAUUUGGUGAUAUCGACAUGCACUGGUGUUAUGUUAAUCAGAUAUUUGCUCUUUACAUCAGUUUGGCCCCUCGGGAGAUUUGGAAUUUUGUUAUGUAAAACAAGCCUGUACAUUGCUUUGGUUUCCUUUCUUGCAUGUAUUUUUAGCUUGGUUGGUAUAACAGUAGAUCGCUUCAUGGCAGUCAGUCGACCCUUGAAACACAAGCUUUGUUCAAAAUGGACCAAAAUAGCCAUUCCGGUCAUAUGGGCAACGUCCUUUCUGCUGCCAGUUGGUACUUUGUUGGAAAUAGAUGAAAUACCCAAUCAGUCUGGGAACACUACGUGUAGUGUUACGAUGUCCCAUGCCAAUUUCAUGAUACUUGCGUCAUGUUUUCUACUGCCGUUUACGUUAAUGUCAGUUCUUUAUCCCUUGAUCAGUUAUCGUCUCUGGAAGAGGAAGGUCCCAGGAGAAAUCAACGCCCAGCAACAGCGAAUAGCAAAUCGCACAGCGCGAAGAGUCACAUUUAUGAUGAUUACAGUGAUAGUCAUCUUUUUCAUAUGUUGGGCGCCACAAUUUGUUUUUUCGUGGCUGCAUCCAUUUGCUGAGCAGCUAGUGAUGAAAGCACCGAUAUGGCUGAUUCCUUUUACCAUUUUGUUGAAGAUAUUCAACGGUGCAGUAAAUCCUUUUGUCUACGUGGUAUUUAAUGAGUCCUUUCGAAAAGGCUUUAGAGACAUUUUCGGUUGUGACAAGUUCCUUGAACACAAUACAAGGGAUCUGGGACUGUAGCAAUGCGCUAAUACCCAAACGAAACGUAAGCCAGCUGAACAUGUCCAAUUACUAAACUUCAAUUCAAUAACUUACUGUGGAAUGUAUGACCAUUAGAAUUCCUGGUGCCGUGGGCGUGUUAAGUGAUAAACCACUGAUGACUCCAAAAGGAGAUUAGAACAAAAACGUGGUUCACUGACGAGACAUAGCCGAGUAUGUCACUGAUGUUCUAAUCACAUUUUGACUUGUUCUGUGAUCUAGUACUGUACAGACUAACGGCAAAAUGGAAGCUAUUUGUUUUGUAUGAUGACAAAGCAAAAUAUUGCAAAUAGUGGUGUCAGCUAGGUGUCUGCCUUCCAAUAGAUGAUAUGUAUCUAUGAACCAGUCAAAGUGCAUAUAAAACUUAGCUUUUCAUAUAAACAGAACCUUCAUUUCAUUCUCCAAAGCUGUGUAAGAAAUAUCAAGCUUCACGAAACGCCAAAAAUCAUGCCAAGCAAGAACCACCAUCAGGGCAGAGUUUUUGUUAAAUGAAACAGUUUCAUUUUAUUUUGUACCUUGGCAUUGUGAUUAUAUAUUUACUGUUAUCAUUACUAUGACUCU
This is a messenger RNA of Pocillopora verrucosa, 1575 nucleotides long. RefSeq names its product tachykinin-like peptides receptor 99D. NCBI's taxonomy places the organism in Eukaryota, Metazoa, Cnidaria, Anthozoa, Scleractinia, Pocilloporidae. The record is from RefSeq and is a predicted model, not a curated record. Gene Ontology annotation, cellular component: plasma membrane. Gene Ontology annotation, molecular function: neuropeptide receptor activity. Gene Ontology annotation, biological process: neuropeptide signaling pathway.